AGCAUUGCCUUCUCGCCUCUCACUCUCUGCUUUUACACACACACACGCACGCACGCACGCACUCACUCUAUUUUCUCCAUACAGGUUCUCCACAUCCUAGCUACUCUCUCAUUCAUGGCUCUCCUUCCCUUGUUUAUUCUCAUUCUUAUAGCUCCUUCCUCUAGUAAUGCUCAAUGGCCACCUUCACCUGGCUACUGGCCAAGUUCUAGAUUCAGGUCAAUGAGCUUUUACCAAGGUUACAGAAACCUUUGGGGUUAUUCCCAUCAAAGAGUAGACCCGAAUGCGUUGACUAUCUGGCUAGAUAGUACAUCAGGAAGUGGAUUUAAAUCAGUUAAACCAUUUCGAUCAGGGUAUUUCGGUGCCUCCGUUAAGCUCCAACCUGGUUACACUGCCGGAGUCAUAACAGCUUUCUAUCUAUCGAACAACGAAGCUCACCCUGGGUUCCAUGAUGAAGUGGACAUAGAAUUUCUUGGGACAACAUUUGGGAAGCCUUACACUUUGCAGACCAACGUUUACAUCCGAGGAAGUGGGGACGGGAGAAUAAUUGGGAGAGAAAUGAAGUUUCAUCUGUGGUUUGAUCCGACCAAAAACUUCCAUCACUAUGCCAUUCUUUGGAGUCCUAAGGAGAUUAUAUUCCUCGUGGAUGAUGUGCCCAUAAGGAGGUACCCGAGGAAAAGCGCCGCAACCUUUCCCCUAAGGCCAAUGUGGGUUUACGGUUCAAUCUGGGAUGCCUCAUCCUGGGCUACCGAGGAGGGAAAAUACAAAGCUGACUAUAGAUAUCAACCAUUUGUUGCUAGCUACACCAAUUUCAAAGCAGCUGGUUGCUCAGCCUAUUCACCGGCAUGGUGCCGCCCGGUCUCUGCCUCUCCAUUCCGGUCCGGUGGGCUCACGAGACAACAGUACAGGACAAUGCGAUGGGUUCAGAGAUACCAUAUGGUGUACAACUACUGCAAGGACUCCAAAAGAGACCAUUCCCUAACGCCUGAGUGCUGGGGUUAAAAGUGAUUCCUUGGAACAUUGACACGCCUUGCCCACCCUGCAUAGGAAAAUGGAAGUCACUUGAGAGAGAGAGAGAGAGAGAGAGAGAGGAAGCUUUCUUAAGUUGUACUGUGAUUUCAGAUUUUUUGUCUAUUAUUUACGUCUUGAGAUGGGUCCCCUCUUGCAAAAAGCAUUAUGCAAUGCACGAGUAGCUGGGCGUCCAAGGCUCCCAAAUUGGAAAAACUGUGUGGAUUCUUCUUUUAUUUUUUGUUGGACACGGUGAAUUUGGUGUAAAAUAAUAAUAAUGGCUAGAGGAACACGAGAUCUGAGGAAAAUAAAUGGAAAUGGGGGCCAGAAGGCUCAGUGGUCGUGAAUAUUUAACAUAUGUGGGCUUUCUUUCUUUCUUUCACUGUCAUUUCAUUUCAUUUCUGAAUAAAGCAAGUCUUUUUGUCGUU
Populus nigra (black poplar) is the source of this 1433-nucleotide messenger RNA. Its product is annotated as probable xyloglucan endotransglucosylase/hydrolase protein 32. Lineage: Eukaryota; Viridiplantae; Streptophyta; Magnoliopsida; Malpighiales; Salicaceae. Gene Ontology annotation, cellular component: cell wall; apoplast. Gene Ontology annotation, molecular function: xyloglucan:xyloglucosyl transferase activity; hydrolase activity, hydrolyzing O-glycosyl compounds. The transcript is spliced from 4 exons. Gene Ontology annotation, biological process: cell wall biogenesis; xyloglucan metabolic process. The record is from RefSeq and is a predicted model, not a curated record. The coding region runs from base 115 to 999 and encodes 294 amino acids.